Messenger RNA from Paramecium octaurelia, 633 nucleotides. NCBI's taxonomy places the organism in Eukaryota, Ciliophora, Oligohymenophorea, Peniculida, Parameciidae. The record is from the annotation of a GenBank genome assembly.
AUGUUAUAAUACCCAAGGUUCCUUCAGAUCCAUAUACAAGUAUUUUAGAUAAGUUCUAGUUUCUCUUUCCUUCCUUUAUUCAAUAUAUUUAAUAGCUUUCCAUUAGAUAAGAUAACUUCUAUUUCUAUAAUAUAAAUUCUUAAGUCAUUUCUUUAACACCACCAUCUAAAAAGCAUCCUUGCAAUAAUCAAUCAGAUAAUUAUAAAAUAACUCCUGACUAAGCUGUAACUGUUGAUGUUGUAGUCUUAAAUUCCUAUACGUUAUUCAUCCUUUUAGACUUUAGUUCAAUCAUCUAAAUAAUAAUAUAUUUCUUCCAAAGUAUAAUUACAAGAUUACAAAACCUCUCUUACCAACUUUAUAGAAGUAGGAAUAACAGUAAUUUCAAAUUUGCCUCAUUGCAAUCCCUACGAUUCUUAAUUCAAAGAUUUCAGAUAGAAGGGAUCUGUUAGCUCAAGCUAUGCUGUGAUUAUUUAGUUGAAAGAAAUUAGAUAUUUUUCUUUAUAAAUUUAAUAUGCUAUUACUUCAACAUUAAGUUUUUUUUAGAUUUAGAAUAUAAUAGGAUAGAAAAUUAUUUUUAUUCAAGCUAACAAACCAGGAACUUCCAUUAUCAUAAUACUCCCUUAUAAUUUCUGA